Molecule: messenger RNA, 1904 nt
Organism: Misgurnus anguillicaudatus (oriental weatherfish)
Lineage: Eukaryota; Metazoa; Chordata; Actinopteri; Cypriniformes; Cobitidae
Source: RefSeq, a predicted model, not a curated record
UGUAUGUACCCUGAAUAUUGGCGCUAAAUACUGAGCAUGCGCAUUCCUCAGUUUACACAAGAUUACGCAACAAGCUUUUUCAACCAACAGAUUUUGCCAUUUUUGAAGAAGUGUCAGGUUCAGUAGGCGGCGAGAACAUCAUUGGAGUUCAUCCAACAACUGUGAAAUAUUACAUAGUCCGAGACGCUUCAUUGGUUCAGUACAGAAGUUUCCUCCAGUCACCGUGAGUUCAGCAAAAUGGCUUCAACCUGCUCAGGCUGUGGACCUGGAUAUAAAAGCCCUCUGGAUGCCAUGAAAGGGCCAAGAGAAAAGAUUGUCUACCUGCCAUGCAUUUAUCGCAACACAGACAUCCAAAAACCUGACUACCUUGCAACUGUUGAUGUUAAUCCAAAGUCUCCCAACUUUUGCAAGGUGAUUCACAGGCUUCCGAUGCCCAAUAUGAAGGACGAACUGCACCAUUCUGGUUGGAAUGCCUGUAGCAGUUGCCAUGACGAUGCUUCCAAAAAACGCAAUCGUCUGAUUCUGCCCUCCUUGAUUUCUUCCCGUAUCUACGUCAUUGAUGUAGGGACGGAUCAUCUAGCUCCAAGGAUUCACAAGAUGGUGGAGCCCAUAGAUCUGUACUGGAAAUGUGGCCUAGCCAAUCCCCACACUUCUCACUGCCUAGGCAAUGGCCAAAUCAUGAUAAGUACCAUCGGUGAUCCCUCAGGCAAUGGCAAGGGUGGUUUCGUGCUGUUGGAUGGUAAGACCUUUGAAGUUAUUGGCAACUGGGAGCUGCCGGGUGAAGCAACACCCUUUGGUUAUGACUUCUGGUACCAGCCUCGUCAUAACGUCAUGAUAAGCACCGAGUGGGGAGCGCCUAAAGCGUUGGUGUACGGCUUUAAUCCUGCUGAUGUCAAAGCUGGACUCUACGGACGGAGCAUUCAUGUGUGGGACUGGACCACACAUAAGCGAAUUCAGACUCUGGAUCUGGGAGAAGAGGGUGAAAUUCCUCUUGAGGUCCGAUUCCUGCAUGACCCCGCUGCAAGCGAGGGAUUUGUGGGCUGCGCGCUAGGGGCCACGGUCUUUCGCUUCUAUAAGACUCCGGCAAGGGAUUGGGCAGCAGAGCGGGUCAUCAAAGUUCCUAGCAAAAAGGUUGAAGGUUGGGCUCUUCCUGAGAUGCCAAGUCUCAUUACAGAUAUCUUACUUUCACUGGAUGACCGCUACAUAUACUUCAGUAACUGGUUGCAUGGAGACAUCCGUCAGUAUGACAUCACUGACCGGAGAAACCCACGUAUGGUGGGUCAGUUGUUCCUGGGGGGCAGCAUUGUGAAAGGUGGACCAGUCAAGGUGUUGGAGGACCAAGAACUAGAUAGCCAGCCAUGCCCAAGAAUAAUAAAGGGAAAGCGGAUACAGGGAGGUCCUCAGAUGAUACAGCUGAGCUUGGAUGGAAAAAGACUCUAUGUUACAACUUCUUUAUACAGUGGAUGGGACAAGCAGUUCUACCCAGACCUUGUCAAGGAGGGUUCGGUAAUGAUGCAGAUUGAUGUGGACACGGAUAAAGGUGGCCUGAAGCUCAACGAGAAUUUUCUUGUUGAUUUUGGAGCAGAACCAGAUGGUCCAGCGCUUGCACACGAGAUCAGAUAUCCUGGUGGAGACUGCACUUCUGAUAUCUGGUUGUAAAAAUGUGACCAUGACAUCAUGUACUCAAUUAUUUCUAUCAUGUAUGUAGUACUCACCAUUUAGUGGAGAGGAUGUCGGAUGUCAUCCUCAUUAUUAUAAUCAUGUUUAUUGGUUGUACGGACCAAAUGCUUAAUGGUAUUAAGGGCAUAUCAAAUAACAACUGUAAGAACAAAUUGUGUAUUAUGUGAAUCACAUGAGUUGACAUAACUAAUUUCCAUUCAUUUUUAAUAAAUAUGUUUAACUCA